AUGUAUCUCUAUUCAAAGACUACUGGUAUUGUCUUGAUAAUUCUGAAGAACAUGUUUAUAUCAAGUUUAUGUCAAGUCUUCUCCGCCUUGAUUCCCGCUAUUAAAGUAUGUAUUCCAUGUCUACUCCCAAAAGGCUUUAAAUUAUAUAUAGCGAGCAAGAAUUUGCGGACUGACAAUCGUUCUACAUUGGGUUUUCAUAUACCCGUUGUUAUGAUGAUACACAUCAGCACCAUAGAUGAUAUUGUACCAUUGCUCAAAAUGAUAUAUCACAAAAAUUGUGAUGAUAUCGGCUCAAUCAUCUACAUUUUUGGUACAUUUGAUCCAGAUGAAAUUACCCUAUUUUUCCAGUGCAAGUACAAAAGAAAAAGAUAA
Messenger RNA from Phycomyces blakesleeanus NRRL 1555(-), 372 nucleotides. RefSeq lists its product as hypothetical. The record is from RefSeq and is a predicted model, not a curated record. The transcript is spliced from 3 exons. Bases 1 to 372 code for a protein of 123 amino acids. NCBI's taxonomy places the organism in Eukaryota, Fungi, Mucoromycota, Mucoromycetes, Mucorales, Phycomycetaceae.